Molecule: messenger RNA, 7430 nt
Organism: Rhineura floridana
Lineage: Eukaryota; Metazoa; Chordata; Lepidosauria; Squamata; Rhineuridae
Gene: MFHAS1
Product: multifunctional ROCO family signaling regulator 1
Exons: 4
Coding region: 479-3937 (1152 amino acids)
Molecular function (GO): protein binding
Source: RefSeq, a predicted model, not a curated record
CUGCAGCAGGAGCAAAGGGAACGCCAGGAAAAACCAGCAGCUCAAGGCUGGCGCGCCCUUUCUUCCUGCAAGGGCGGCUCCAGCCUGGCGUGCGUUGACGUGCCGAGGGGCGGCGCUGCUGCUGUUGCCGCUGCAGCCACUACCAGCACCUCCUCCGCUUCCUCUCCUCAGUCCCAGUCAGGGAAUCCGCCGGCGCCGCCUGGCUGGGAGCGGCCGCCCAAGAGAAAGGAUGCUCCGGCGGACGCGGAGGCAGUGGCAAAGACGCGGGGGACGGGACAUCCCUAAGGGCAUUCGUUUUCGCAAGCCUGCCUAGCGCAAGAAACAGCCUCCCUCCAUGGCGAGUGUGGCGAUAAAGCCCUCCGCUAGGUUUGAGCGGUGUGGCCCGGCUUGUAAAGGGACGCCCGGCGGUGGCGGCGGCCGGGCCCAUUUACAGUCUCGCCUCCGUGCGCCCUAGGAGCGCUGCGGCGGUGGCGGCGCUAUGGCCGAGACGGAGCGUCCGGAGGAAGCGGCUCGGCUAUGGCGAGACCCCGCCCUGUGCUCCAGCAAGCUGGGCAGCAACCUCGGGCAGCUGGAGCUGGAGCUGGGCUCCCAGGAGGAGAGCGGCCCGGAGGCAGAGCCGGAGCCGAAAUCCUCGGUGGUACAGCAACAGCCGCCGCCGCCGCUCCCGCCUUCUCCGCUUGAGACGUUGAACCUGAGCGGGCGCGGCCUUGAGGAGCUGCCGGAGGGCUUGUGCGCCGCGGUGGGGAGCAGCCUGCGCGUCCUCUCGAUGCGCAGGAACCGCCUAACUCGGCUGCCCUCGGCCGCCGCCCUUCGGCACCUGGGCCGCUUGGCUGAGCUCGACCUCAGUCACAACCGCCUGCGCUGUCUGCGCGACGACGGCCAAGCGCUGGCGCUCCUCAGGCUUCGUAAACUCAACCUCAGCCACAAUCAACUCGGGGCCGGCGGCGACGGGUCGCUGCCCACCACCUUGGGCGAGCUGCGGCAGCUGGAGGAGCUGGACUUGAGCUUCAACCGCCUUAGCCGCCUGCCUGAGGAGGCCCUGGCCCGCCUUCAACAGCUCCGGACCCUCGACGUGGACCACAACCAGCUUCCCGCCUUCCCCCAGGUGCUGCUGGAGCUGGGCGCGCUGGAGGAACUGGACUGCUCUGGCAACCGGCACCUGCGCUCUCUGCCGGAGGGUGUCGCGUCUCUGCGGCGCCUGAAGAUCUUGUGGCUCAGCGGCACCGGCUUGGCUGCCCUGCCCGAAGGCUUGUGCCAGCUUGGUGCCCUGGAGAGUCUCAUGUUGGAUGGGAACCGGCUGACAGCCCUGCCUGCUGGCUUCGGCAGCCUGCAGCGCCUUAAGAUGCUGAACCUCUCAUCCAACCUCCUGGCUGACUUCCCUGCGGCUGUGCUGGUCGUACCUGGCUUGGAAGAGCUCUACCUGAGUCGCAACCACCUUACCCUGCUGCCUGCCGGACUUUGCCAGCUCCACCAGCUCCGCACGCUGUGGCUGGACAACAACCGCAUCCGCUACCUGCCCGACUCCAUAGUCCAGCUUCAUCAGCUGGAGGAGCUGGUGCUGCAGGGCAACCAGAUUGCCAUCCUGCCGGAGGGGUUUGGCCAGCUCAGCCGAAUCAGCCUCUGGAAGAUCAAAGACAACCCACUGAUUCAGCCACCUUAUGAGGUCUGUAUGAAGGGCAUCCCGUAUAUUGCUGCCUAUCAGCAAGAGCUGGCCCACUCCCAGCCCGCUCUCAAACCCCGUCUUAAGCUAGUCCUUAUGGGCCUCAAAAAUGCAGGCAAAACGCUCUUAAGGAAGUGCCUCAUGGAGGAAGAAGAGGAAGGACAGGGGCAGGGAGAGUCAACCUUAAUUGCAGCCAGCAAGGAUUCUGGGAAAGGCCGAGCCAAGGGGUGCUUCAUGCAGUCCUUGAGAGAAUUGCCCCACCCUCUUUCCCCCAAAGCACAGACAAACCAUCACCCCAUUGUUGAGCAGCCAGAGGCUUCCCCUCUGCCAGUUUCAUCCCUGAAAUGUUCCCAUUUAGGAUAUAUCUCUGCUGAGCAGUGGGAUACACUCUUUGACCCAUCCCCAAAAGCUGUUGGGCAGACCCAGGUAGGAUGCUUUGCUGCUGAGCGGCAGGAUGAUGCUUCACUGCCCCCAUCCCCCAAAAUAAAUGGGGAAACGCACCUAGGAUAUUAUCCUCCCCCACAGCCCAUUAUUUCCCCAGUGCCACAUGCAGCUGGGUUGCCAGGCAGCAGUAAAGGCAUAGAGGUGAUGGACUGGACUGCCGAUGUGGAGAGGGGACUGACUUUCAUUGUGUACGAACUGGCCGGAGACCCAAGUUAUGAUGUGAUCCAACCCUUCUUCCUCUCACCGGGAGCCCUCUAUGUCCUGGUGGUGAACCUGAGUACGUAUGUGCCACAGUGUUUUUAUUCCUCUGUGGGACACUUCCUUCACUGGCUGGGGGCAAAGGUGCCACAUGCUGUGGUGUGCAUGGUAGGCACGCAUGCAGACCAGUGUGCUGAGUGGGAGGUGGAAGAGAAGUGCUUAGACAUCCACCACCAGAUUUCCCGGCAGGAGAAGUGUGACUAUGAGGGUCUCCAGAGUUUGGCCCAGCAGGUAGAUGAAGCCCUGGGGCAGGAUUUUGACCUGCGCUGCUCCAGCCCCCACGUUUCCUUCUACGGGGUGUCAGACAAGAAUCUACGGCGCAAGAAAGCUCAGUUCCAGUAUUUGCUCAACCAUCGGCCGCAAAUCCUUUCUCCAGUGUUGCCUGUCAGCUGCUGGGAUUGUUGCCAGGUACGCCGUUUGCGAGAGAAGCUCCUUUCAGUGGCUGAGCACAGAGACAUCUUUCCAAAUUUGCAUCGGGUGCUGCCGAAAUCUUGGCAGGUGCUGGAGGAGUUGCAUUUUCAACCCCAGGCUCAACAGCUGUGGCUCAGCUGGUGGGACUCUGCUCGGCUUGGCCUGCAGGCAGGGCUGACUGAGGACCGUCUCCAGAGUGCCCUUUCCUAUUUGCAUGAGAGCGGCAAGCUGCUGUACUUUGAGGAGCACCUGACUCUCCGAGAGUACGUUUUCCACAACUUACCCAGGCUCAUUGACAUUCUCAAUGUCUUCUGCCAGCGGGAUGCCACAGUAUUGCUCCAGAAACUGCUCAGCAAUACCCACGUAGACAAGCUGAAGGCCACCCAGCUCCACCACUACGUGGAAGGAUUUUUGCUCCACGGACUUCUCCCUGCCCAUGUUAUUCGUCUGUUUCUCAAGCCCCACAUCCAGAGCAGAGAGGACCUGCAGCUUAUCUUGGAGCUGUUAGAAAAGAUGGGACUCUGCUACUGUGUCAAUAAGCCCAGAUCCAAGCCCUUGAAUGGGGCUGCUGCUUGGUACAAGUUCCCCUGCUAUGUGAAGAAUGAGAUGCCCCACGCAGAGGCAUGGAUCAAUGGUUCCAACCUGGGUGGACAAUCCUUUGUAGCUGAACAGCUGCAGAUUGAGUACAGUUUCCCCUUCAUUUUUCCACCUGGGCUCUUUGCCCGCUACAGUGUCCAAAUUAACAGCCAUGUGGUUCAGCGUUCUGAUGGGAAAUAUCAAAUCUAUGCGUACAGGGGAAAGGUACCUGUAGUAGUAAGUUACAGGCCUGCCAAAGGUACCCAGCAACCAGAUACUCUGUCUAUUGCUAGUCAUGCAUCCCUACCAAAUAUAUGGACGGCCUGGCAAGCUAUCACCCCGCUGGUGGAAGAACUGAAUGUACUGCUUCAAGAAUGGCCAGGCUUGUACUAUACCGUGCAUGUCCUCUGUUCCAAGUGCCUUAAAAGAGGGUUGCCUCACCCGCAUACCUUUCCAGGAGAAUUGCUGAGUCAGCCUAGGCCAGAGGGAGUGACUGAAAUCAUCUGUCCAAAGAAUGGUAACGAGCGAGUGAAUGUGGCUCUGGUUUACCCCCCUACGCCGACAGUGAUCAGCCCUUGUUCCAAGUAACAUCUGGAAGACACCUGCCUUUACCCCUAUAUAAGGACACACCAAACACCCCUUAAUCAAACAAGCCCUUGCUAAGCAUUUUUGGAGAUGCACAGCCCAGAGACGUUUCUGAUUACUAGUGGGGCCUGGACAUCACAGUUUGGGAAAUAAAGAUUAAUGGGAGCAGGUGUGCUGAAAGGCUGGACGUUGGGCUGGACACAAAUCUGCAGCCUGCCUGAAUUGAUCCUUACCAUCAGUUGGGGUUGGAGCUGUGUGUUUUUAAGAAGUCUCUGCAAUCACUUAUUGGAGCAAGAAGUGCAGCAAAGCGUCCUCAUCCUGCGCUACUCUUGAACUUGUAUACAGUAUAGUUUGAAAACUCUGGAGGGUUUUAAUUGCUUCAUAAGUACAUUAACAAGAGCGUUAUUGACUGAUGGUGAUACACUGGGAUUGAGAACUCUGUGGAUUUGUAUUGUGCACUUGUUUGGCCAUUGGUGAAUGUAAGAUUGUUCUUAGUGUGGUCACUGUUCAGAUGUACCUGAUCUGAAAAGGAACUGUUGGUAACUCUGUUUUCCCCAUAGGAAGAAAUUAAUCAUUCUGUAGCUGUAAUGUGCAGUGAAAAAGGACGUAAAAUCAAAACUGGAAAAUACCUCUUCUGAAGGAUGCUUUCCCAGGGACCAAAUAUGUAACUUAACCCCAAAACUGAAAUGGUUUUUUAAAAUAAUAUAUUAAGUUGCAGAUGAAUGGUGGACUAAAGGAUUCAUCUCUCAGCCCUCAGCCUCAGGAUCUUUCUCUAGCGAAGAGCUGCUUGCCAACAGAGUAGGUUGAAAAACUUCUCAGGGAUUAUGUUCAGUGUGCAGUUUAAAAGCCACAACUGUAGUUAAUGACAGCAGUGUCGGGCACUUCAUUUCCAAAUCUGUCAAAUGUGAAAGAGGAUCACUGCUGCGGUUCACUGCUGUUUGGUAACUUGUGUGAGUGGUUUUUUUUCAUUGUUAAUCUUUAUUUUUGUAAGUCUUUAAUUAUAUAAGCAGUUUAGAAUUAAUUUGACACUGGGUACAAAGGUCAGCAUGGAGAUUGUGCUAGAUCAGCUGCUGGGUUCUGGUGUCAAAAUAAUGCAUGUGUGUAUCUUCAUUGUUUAAACAUCUGCCUCACGCAAAUACAUACCAUAAUUUAUGUAUAUAUAUAUACACACACACAUACACUCUUCAGUUUCACUGCAUUUUCAUGGUAAAAACCAGCUAAACAAGCACUAGCGCAGAUUCUUCUGGGAAGGCCUUUGCCCUCCAUGCAGCAGAUGAACUGGUACUUGAAAGAAACAACCGUUGAUUUGAGGUUGCUCCAUCUUGUGAGUAUAACAGGACAAUGUGGUAAAGAGGAAAGACCUCUUGAGUUAAAAGUAAUUUUUGGCGUAUCCAUACAGUGGAUGGCAGUGAAGUAAGCCAUGAAUUAUUCAUCCCUAAGCCAUGCUAAAAAAAAUUGACAAGGGGCAGCAUGAAAACAGACACCCCUCAGUACUCCAGCCACAGAGGAGUUAAGCAUAGUAAGACCUGGGAGGCUAGAGAGGCAAUUCAGCUAUUGGUGAUAACAUGCCACAAGGAUUAGGCUUUCUUGUUGGACCCUGUUUAGCUUCAGUGUAUUAAAAUUCAGCACUUGAAUACUAGCAGGUAAAUGCAACUCCUGUUGCAACAGAGUUUACCGUCUUGGUUCCAAAUUUUUUUUUCUUGACUAUAGAUCACAUUUUUAAUAAUUUUUUUAAAUAAUAAUUUCCAUCAUGCUUGGGAUAGUAAUUGGUACAGUGUUCUGCAGAACAUGAUGUUUCUUUUGAAAAUAAUAAAUUAGUCAGGGUCCAAUUUAAACAUCUGAGUAGUGUAGUUUGCUAGAUUGGGCAAAUAUAAUUGUGACUCCCACCUGCAGCACAAUCUACCUUAAGUGGAUGGAAGCUUUCAAUGUUACUGGAAUGGUUUGGGAACAAUUAUAGGGCAGAGACAACCAUACUGCUCAGGCCUCAAUGUUUUUCUCUUGUUGGGAAAAAGCAGCCAGCAAUCUGUAACAUCCACUGUUAUGAGUAACAUCACAUUAAAAAAAAAAUAGGUGAAUUUUAACUUGUGAUGUUGAGACAGAUUUCCACAGGAAAGUCUAAACACCCAUUGGAUUUUAUGUUUAGCUUAAUAUACCUCAUUUAGAAAGAGGUUGAAAAGCUGAGAAAUUAAUCAACAAAUGUGUCGUAACGAAUGAACUUUUAAAUCCCAGUGGCUAAUUUUUAUAGGUGUAUGUUAAAAGAUGUUUCCCCACCUCUUUCUAAGUCACUCCAGCUGAUAACUCUGUAUACAAGAAGUUUAGCUGUGAGAUUAACUGCAGUUCCCUGUUUGUUGGGUCUAAUGGGCAAUUUCAGGUCUAGUGUAAAUUUAAAUAUAUUCCCAGAUAUUAAUUAGCUUCUUAGCAUAUGUUCCUGAUGGCUGAGAAGAAAUUCACAAGAAGAUUUCAGCGUGACAUCACUUAGUAAAAUAAUUUGGGCUUCAGAAGCAUAUUGUUUAUGUUUUCCUUAAGUAGGUUUGCAUAAAAUUUGGCCAUUUUGUGGGGCAGUGCCAAAAUAGCAGUUCUUAACCAGUAGUGGUUACAGGUUUCAGCACCACUGAAUUGCUAAUUGAGGUAAGUUGUCAACUGUACUUCGAUUCUGGAUGCGUCUUUCCAGGUAGCUCUGGUUUAUGUAAGGAGGAACAUAGCUUACCUUGAGUUUUCCCUCUCAAGGCCAAAAUAAAACGUUUUUGGCACCAGGUAAAGUGUAGAUCUUUACCAGCAAUUGGAGUUUGACUCUCUCCUGCUGUCAGCCUGAAUACUGAUGGAGUUUGGUCCUCAUCUCUUUUUCAGAAUUCUCUGAAAUUCGGAAUACUUCAGAAUAUGCAGGGGCUGACAGUAAACAGUUGUUGCAGACAACAGUUGUCUGAGAACUUUUAAGAGCAAAUACAAUUGAAAAUCCAUUUUUUGCUAUUCCGAACAUUUCAGUACUGAUAUUGUAGCCAGAGAGCCUUUGGCUGUCAGAGUGUCUCGAAGGGAUCCUGUUGUGGUAGUAUCAGUGGAAGACCUCUGCUGGUUUUUCUGGGAAGAGGGUAAGGUUUUGCUCUGUGAAGCGCAAGAAUCAGUCAAGCCAUUCCUCUAAAAACUGCUGGAGAAUUGCCUGUGGAAUCAGUCGCUUUUUCUAUUCAUAGCAUCCGUGAUGGGAAAAGCUGUUUCCUGCAUAUACAUCACAGUGCUGCCAAAGAAAAUGUACGCUGUUUUUAAUUCCUCAAAAGGUUCACUUCUCUUUGAUCCGCCUUUUUGAUUCACUCCUGGAAAGCCAAGAAAAGGGGUGUUUGGUAUAACAUGAGAAUGUUUGUUCAGUAAGUGGCAUGGGGACUAUACUUACGGCUAUCUGUUAAUUCUCCAUCUUACAGCACAGACUUCUUUUUUACAAAAGAAAAAAAAAUAUUCUCAUCAAUACAAAAACCUGAGAAUAAAAGUAAUCUUAAACCUGAGUCCU